GUAUGUUUUUCUCCGCAUUUCUCUUGAUUCCUUGGGUUUUCUCGUCACUUAUGUGGCGGCUACAUUUCCCUUGAUUUCUUUGGAUUUUUCAUUUCUGGUACACUGAUUGUGGCGACUGAUCAAAAUAAAUCAGAAAUCUGCCAAAACCCCACUUUAUCAUACAAGGCAUCCGAUUCCACUCAACUGAAACUUCUCUCUUUUUCUUUCUUUGUCUCUUCAAUGGCUUCUUCUUCGUCGUUUUGCCCGUCUCGUUUUUCUUUAACAAGUGCACACCCACGCGCCAUUUCUUCUCACUUGAGCUUUAAGCUUAACUCUUCAAAGGUCUUCUUUCCUUUGAAAAAUGGAUCCCUUAAGCUUCGUAAUGCACCUCCUCUCACUCUCCAGGCCCUCUCUGCCCGUGAACCCAAAGGUUCGAGCGAAUUCAUUAAGAUUUGUUGUUCUGUGUCCUCGAAGAUUAGACCUCAGGCUGCAGUGGUUACUAAAGACACAUGGGAUAAAUUGAUAUUGAACAACAACACCCCUGUUCUUGUCGAAUUUUAUGCAAGCUGGUGUGGCCCCUGUAGGAUGGUCCACCGAAUUAUUGAUGAGAUCGCAGGAGCGUAUGCCGGGAGACUUACCUGCUUCGUGCUCAACACCGACAAUGACUUACCAAUUGCAGAGGAUUAUGAAAUUAAGGCUGUACCGGUGGUCUUGCUGUUCAAAAAUGGACAGAAGCAGGAGUCUGUUGUUGGUACCAUGCCAAAGGACUUUUAUAUAGCUGCCAUAGAGAGGGUUCUGAAGUCAUAAACAAUGAUACAGUGCAUAACUGGAAUGUCCAGUAAAGGUUUCAGCUUUUCUUGCUUAUAUACGUUAAUUGAAUUUUCGGUACAUACAUUGUACAUCCUUUUAGUUGUAUCUUGCUAGUUUCUAUUGCCACUGUAGCUUCGAAAUGGUUGGAAUGAUCCCUUUGGUUCACAGUCGUCCUUUUUUCCAGUGAAACUGGAUGGAGUCUUAAAGCUUUAAUCUGUUCUAUCAAUGCAAAUCCUCAGAUUCUCUUUUAUAUACUAAAGGGCUUUUCAAGAUUAAGAUAGCAAUGUCUUGUUCAAGAUGGGAUGCAAGAUUUGACAGAAUUAUAGUGCUGCAUUAUUAAAGCAUCCUGUGCUGAGCUUUGCCUUUUCUUUCGUUU
Messenger RNA from Durio zibethinus, 1165 nucleotides. Its product is annotated as thioredoxin M3, chloroplastic-like. Gene Ontology annotation, molecular function: protein-disulfide reductase activity. Lineage: Eukaryota; Viridiplantae; Streptophyta; Magnoliopsida; Malvales; Malvaceae. Gene Ontology annotation, cellular component: cytoplasm. The record is from RefSeq and is a predicted model, not a curated record.